Homarus americanus (American lobster) is the source of this 1226-nucleotide messenger RNA. RefSeq names its product gonadotropin-releasing hormone receptor-like. Gene Ontology annotation, biological process: G protein-coupled receptor signaling pathway. Lineage: Eukaryota; Metazoa; Arthropoda; Malacostraca; Decapoda; Nephropidae. Gene Ontology annotation, cellular component: membrane. The record is from RefSeq and is a predicted model, not a curated record. The transcript is spliced from 2 exons. Gene Ontology annotation, molecular function: peptide binding; G protein-coupled receptor activity. The coding region runs from base 402 to 1226 and encodes 274 amino acids.
ACAAAAUGAUGAAGAAAUUGAUGAUAGUGUUUUAAUAAUAGUGAAGAAAAAAAUAAUAACGUUGGUCCAAUCUGUUCAGAAACUUAAAUAAGAAAAAAGAAAAACAUUAAAACAACAGCAACUUGAAGUAUUUUUUAAAGACUUUAGUUUCGACAAUACUAGAUAUGUUAUUACUGGAACUGCAUCGUGCGUUAUGGAUUAGCGAAAAUGUGUGUUAUAGUCGGAACUAACAUUAAAAUAUACUGAGUGAGAAACCUGUUGAUAUUAAUUUCAUACAGUGAUAAUAUUACCAUGGCUAAGCCCUUAGACGAACGUGACGCUAACUUGUUAAAUAUGUGACAAAAUUAAAACAUCCAGUUUUCGGUGACGUAUAAUAUGUGGGGUGAUAUACUAGUGUGUGGAUGAAGGUGAACACGUAUGAUGAAAAUACUGUUGUAGUGAUGGAGAUGAAUAAUGUGGUAAACCCUUUAGGGAUGAAGGAGGCGAUGACGGAGGUAGAGACAACGACUGAUGCUCUACUGGAGGGUGAGGUGACCACUGACAGUCCCUGGGAGGUGGAGGGGACCACAGAACUACUGACGGACACCAUACUGGAGAUGUUGAACCUUAACGUCUCAGGAUGGGAGGGCGGCAUCCUUCCCCAGGAGAAGUGUGACUACCUGAGGGAGAUUAACUACUCACUGCCCAACUUGACGUGUUUGGGUCAUGCCCCCGAGUUCACGCCAGAGUCACAGAUCCGGAGUAUAGUGCUGGCCGUGAUGGCGGUGUUGUCUCUGGUGGGCAACACGGCUACCAUCGUCAGUAUCGCCAGGGAAAAGAGACGGUCGCGGUCCACAGUGUACACUCUCAUCCAUCACCUCUCCGUCGCGGACCUGUUUGUCACCUUCGCCUGCCUCACCACCGAGUCAGUUUGGACCUUUACAGUACAGUGGGUGGCAGGAAACUUUCUGUGUAAGUUCAUUAAGUACCUGCAGAUGUUUAGCCUCUACCUGUCCACCUUCAUCUUGGUUCUCAUCGGUGUGGACCGGUUCACUGCGGUGCGGUACCCCAUGAGACGGUCCGACACGCUGCGACACUGUAGCUAUGGCAUCAUCUUCGUGUGGGUGCUGAGCGGCAUCUUGAGCAUACCUCAGAGAUCACUUACGGGAAGAUUCAUCGGCAUUACACAUCCCUACACAGUCCUCCAAAGUCCCCCAUGGCCCUACACAUUCCUGCACAGCUCUUGA